This is a messenger RNA of Sorex fumeus (smoky shrew), 1557 nucleotides long. RefSeq names its product cytochrome P450 2W1. Gene Ontology annotation, molecular function: oxidoreductase activity, acting on paired donors, with incorporation or reduction of molecular oxygen, reduced flavin or flavoprotein as one donor, and incorporation of one atom of oxygen; heme binding; iron ion binding. Gene Ontology annotation, biological process: xenobiotic metabolic process. The record is from RefSeq and is a predicted model, not a curated record. Gene Ontology annotation, cellular component: intracellular membrane-bounded organelle; cytoplasm. NCBI's taxonomy places the organism in Eukaryota, Metazoa, Chordata, Mammalia, Eulipotyphla, Soricidae.
CCGCCCAGAGGCCGCUGGGGCCGGGUGGGGAGCUGGGCCCCAGCCUGUUUCCUCAUGGCCCUGCUCUUCCUGGGACUCCUGCUGCUUCUGGGGCUCGGGGGGCUGUGGGGGCUGCUGUGGGGAUACCCCAGAGCUUCCUCACCAGCCCCCCGCUGGCCCCCAGGGCCACGCCCACUGCCACUCAUUGGGAACCUACACUUGCUGCGGGUCACCCAGCAGGAUCGCUCGCUGAUGGAGCUCUCGGCACGCUAUGGGCCAGUGUUCACCGUGCACCUGGGCACGCAGAAGACCGUGGUGCUGACGGGGUACCAGGCCGUGCGGGAGGCGCUGCUGGCCACGGGGCACGCGCUGACCGACAGACCCCCCAUCGCCAUCUUCCAGCGGAUCCAGGGGGGUGCGGGCGUCUUCUUCUCUUCGGGGAGGCGUUGGAGGGUGGCGCGGCAGCUCACUGUGGCUGCCCUGCAGCACCUGGGUGCCGGGCGAGGACCCGGGGCCGACCUGGUCCUGAGCGAGCUGGGCUGCCUGUCCAAGCUGCUGGACGGCUACAGAGGCCGGCCCUUCCCCCUCCGCCUGCUGGGCUGGGGCCCCUCCAACGUCACCUUCGCGCUGCUCUUCGGCCGGCGCUUCGACUAUGGAGACCCCGUGUUCCUGUCCCUGCUGGACCUCGUGGAGGACGUCAUGGUGCUCCUGGGCACCCCGGCCCUGCAGCUGUUCAACAUCUACCCGCGGCUGGGGACGCUGCUGCAGCUGCACCGCCCCCUGCUGCGGAAGGUCGAGCAGGUGCGCGCCAUCCUGCGAGCCUCCCUGCGGGGCAGGCCCAUGCCAGGAGCCUCGCCCAGCUACAUGGACGCCCUGCUGCACAAGGGCCAGAAUGACCUCGAAGGCCAGUUUUCCGAAGCCGACAUGGUGGCCUGUGCCCUGGACAUGGUCAUGGCUGGCACCGAGACCAGCGCAGCCACGCUGCAGUGGGCUGCCCUCCUGAUGUGCGAGCACCUGGAGGUGCAGGGCCGGGUGCAGGAGGAGCUGGACCGAGUGCUGGGUGCCGGGCGGCCGCCACGGCCAGAGGACCAACAGCUGCUGCCCUACACCAACGCGGUGCUGCACGAGGUCCAACGCUACAUCACGCUGUUGCCACAUGUGCCGCGCUGCACGGCUGCAGACACCGCGCUGGGCGGCUACCUGCUCCCCAAGGGCACGCCGGUGCUGCUCCUGCUGAGCUCCGUGCUCCUGGACAAGACACAGUGGGCCACCCCGGACCAGUUCAACCCCGACCACUUCCUGGACACACGUGGGCGCUUCGUCCGGCGCGCCGCCUUCCUGCCCUUCUCCGCAGGCCGCCGUGUGUGCGUGGGGGAGCGCCUGGCCACAUUGCAGCUGUUCCUGCUGUUCGCCGGCCUCCUGCACAAGUACCGCCUGCGCCCCGCGCCUGGCCUCCGCCCCGUCUUGGAUGCCACCUCUGCCCCCGCCUUUACCAUGCGGCCGCCCGCCCAGGCCCUGUGCGCUGAGCCUAGAAACCAGUGGCGCUGAGUUGCCUAGCCAGCCACGGGUCCCAGGCCA